Messenger RNA from Sabethes cyaneus, 541 nucleotides. It is a transcript of the gene LSm1, whose product is annotated as U6 snRNA-associated Sm-like protein LSm1. Bases 53 to 457 code for a protein of 134 amino acids. Gene Ontology annotation, molecular function: RNA cap binding. The record is from RefSeq and is a predicted model, not a curated record. Gene Ontology annotation, cellular component: P-body; Lsm1-7-Pat1 complex. Lineage: Eukaryota; Metazoa; Arthropoda; Insecta; Diptera; Culicidae. Gene Ontology annotation, biological process: deadenylation-dependent decapping of nuclear-transcribed mRNA. The transcript is spliced from 3 exons.
ACAAUUUACAUUUAGGUACCGGUAAUCUUGGAAAAUUUAACACAGAAUUAAAAUGGAAAAUCCUUUAUUCGGCACAGCUCAUCUACUGGAUGAAGUGGAUAAAAAACUAAUGGUUUUGCUGCGGGACGGUCGAACGCUUAUCGGGUAUUUGAGAAGCGUUGAUCAAUUCGCCAACCUGGUGCUCCAUCGGACCAUCGAGCGAAUACAUGUUGGCAAUGAGUACGGAGACAUCCAGCGUGGCGUUUUCAUUAUACGAGGAGAGAAUGUUGUGCUGCUGGGCGAAAUUGACAGAGAAAAGGAGAAUAAUCUACCCUUGAAAGAGAUUUCUGUCGAUGAUAUACUGGAUGCGCAACGCCGUGAGCAAGAGGCCAAGCAGGAAAAGCAUCGACUAAUCGCAAAAGCAUUGAAAGAACGAGGUCUCAAUGUGAAUUCUGAACUAACACAAGAUGAGUUUUAAUACGUUUUAAGAUGCAUAGUUUAGAAAGUGACAGCAUUUAACAUGGAUAAUUCUAUUGUUUUUGUUUAUUAUAUACUUCUUUUG